Molecule: messenger RNA, 3366 nt
Organism: Capronia epimyces CBS 606.96
Lineage: Eukaryota; Fungi; Ascomycota; Eurotiomycetes; Chaetothyriales; Herpotrichiellaceae
Exons: 2
Coding region: 1-3366 (1121 amino acids)
Source: RefSeq, a predicted model, not a curated record
AUGUCUGCACAUGUCGAGGGGCAGGUCAUGCCCGCGCUGCCUGCCCAUGCCCUGAGACCCGUCCACUCCACCGCUCCUCUCCCUGCAUCUGAGAUGAUUCAAGAUCAUCCUUCAGCAGAUCUGACUCGGUCUGCAAGCUACACCUACAUUCCUGCGCUGGAAACAGGAACAGAUAUCCUUGUCCCUUCUAUCAAACGAACCUUCUCGGAAAAUGUCCUGACGCUGCCGCCAGAUCCGACGACCAAGAUGAACGACCUUGUUACCUCUGCGAACAUGGAACUUUUCCGCCGGGCGUCGAGAAAGGCGAAGAGAAGGAUGUCGAGUGCCAUCUUCUCGUUAUCCCCCGACGACGAUGACAAUCAGGCACGUGAAAGCAGAAAGUCUUCUUCCGAGAAGGAGGAACACCCGAAAGGUCUGAGAGGAUCAGUUACAGGUACGAUUCGUUCACUUGCCCGCAAAUCCUGGGUGGGCGCUUCGUCAAGGCCUGCAUCUCCCGCGCGCAAGGAAGGGGAUCCGGCAGGCAGGAAUAGGAGUUGGUCGCCGGCUAAACCUAAGGUCUCUGCCACCACGACUCCAACAAGCGUCCAGGACUCGGUAGCCCCAAAGCCUUCUGACGGCUCAUCUCGGUCAGGUGAGGGGCCUACACUCCCAGUCGAGUCAAAACAGAGGACCAAGAAUCGUGGUAAUCAACCUGACUCUGUGCAAGUCAAGAACAGAAAUGGGAACAGCCCGAAACGGCUGUCGAGAAAUUCUUCGUCAUAUUCACUGAAGAGCCAGCUCUCAAAUGAGAGGUCACAGUCGAGAAUUUCUUUGGGUAGAUUGCCACCUAUGCCAACGAACUCUUCAGAGCGACUGGCGACUCUUGGUAUUGAGGUCGGCAGGAAGAAGGAUCCCCUAUGGUCUGCGUUCCGGGCAAUCGACGGCGAAUACGCCAGCUUCCAAACAAAGACGAGUCUUCAGAAGGCCAAGGUGCUUCGACUCACUUUGCAGCCGUUUUUGGUCAAAUAUGCCCAGCACCCUUCCAAUCAAAGUCUUCGAGCCGAGGAUCUGGACCGCCGGGUUGUUAUCCUAAACAAGUGGUGGACUGGGCUACUUGAAAUGCUCCAUGGAGGGAACAAUCAGGCGAUCUCUGGCACAGACCGACCUGCCUUUUUGGAGUCCGCGACUAUGAUCAUGCUACGGCCUGAGUGGAGGGUGCCUGGGUUUACAUCGGCCACAGACGAGUCUCCGCAACGCAGUUCUAUACCAAAAUCCAAGUCAACCAAUUCUCUUGAAUCGGAGGAGGCGGAUUUCCUGGUCGACACUAUUCAGCAGAAUGUCCGAAACACUUUUGUCCAGAACUUGCUCUCGCAGAUGACAUUUGUGGUGGAGAGACUAUCCUUGCGUGCUGCUCCUGCCAGUUUGGUCACCUUUGCCGGGAAGACUUGUGCAUACGCUUUCUUCUUUUGUCCAGGCGUGGCAGAUAUGCUUGUCAGGCUAUGGCGUCUACCUUCUGGUACGCUGAGGCGGAUCUUUACCGAGCUUGGAAUCAGUCAUGGUGACCGGUUGGACCUGAUCUCGAAUGCCCUGGCCAGACACUUCCCAACCCCGGUCCGCAGUGUGUCUGCCUCUUCUCAAGCAGGUCUUUGGCGCCACCUCCAACAGCGAGGUCUGCCCACACCUGGGUGGAAGAGAAUGAACUGGGGCCCAAACUGGGUUGCCAGAUGGUCUGGACGGGAUAGUGACCUAUUCUUCGCCUUUAUGAAGCAAUACCACCUUCUGAUCUCCCAAAUGCUUCCAGAGGUUAUAUCAAUGAAAGAUCGCGCUGGAAUACCCGGGCUCGUCCCAGCAUGCGCACAAAUGCUGGCUGUGCUCGAGACCACUAUCUAUCGACAGGCUGGACAGAAUGUGGUCGACAAUUAUUCUUCGGGCGCGGGCUACAAUAUGGACCAAGCAGACGCCUUUGCCCCAUUGCCUAUGACCAUGGCAAAUGCUUCCCGAUCCAUCGCAGAAAAUCGACUCAUCAUCUUACUGAGAGAUGUACUGAGCGAUACCAAACCUGAACUCUCACUGUUCCGGAACCUGUUUGUCGGGUCAUUCGACAUCAUUACCAAGGCGGCCACGCGCAACAUCUCCUUGUACAACAACGAAGCCUGUUUUGUUAUUUGCGAUUUCAUGGAAGAAGUGCUUCCUAUCAUGGUACGGUAUUCCCAGAGCUACACCGACACCGCAGUGCUGGACUGGCCAUUUUGGCUACAGGUGUGGAAGCAAAUGAUGCAAAGUCAAACAGGCCUGACCCAGAUACGACUGAUCGCGUUCUUGUACAGUACGUGGUCUAUUUUAAUACUUAAUGAAGACAGAAAGCGCGAGCUCGUCCUUGACUGGUUAUUGGAUGCGGACAAUUUCGACAGGAAUUUCUGCCACUGGUCGCCAAUGGUUCGCCACUACUUCUACCGACUGUUGUGUUGGAAAGUUGCAAGGUAUGAUGGGGAGGUAUCGGACUUGGAUCUAGAGAUUUUGGAAACAUUGGCGGCUCGGUUGAACAAGUGCUGGGCACAUUACCAGUAUCUCCUCGCAGAGGCCGAGAUGCGAAGCAUCCUUCCACCGUCCUCGGCUCCUUGUACCCCGGCACCAAACCGCGUCCUCGUCAUUCUUCGCACAGAUAGCCAGCCGAUCUUGUCGGCCUCGAAGACGGAUUUCGAGAAUCGCUUCCCUCCAUCAAUCGUCACCCAGGCCUCCCCUUAUCAAAAUCAUUCUUCCGCCCUGAACACCAUUCCCUCUGCCGAUGAACCACGGCAAGGAACCAGGAAACGAUGGAGCCUUUUCCGUGGGUUGAACGUCUUUGGCUCUAGCGCAAAUAAUAGCCGCCCUGGCGAAGUGACUCCCCCAGGCAGUCCCGAGGAGAAUGCUGUCGUUGCGAACAUCGACAUCACCCCCGACCCUAAUAGUGCUAUCACUGCGACCAGACCAUGCCGUCCUGCUACUCCUCCACACCAGGCAUUUUCAUUCAAGUUCUCGCUUGAGUUCAGCUCUGCACCUCAGAAUCUGGAUAGGAGAAGCCUCAACCGAGUCUUGGCAGCACCUCAACUACCACACAAUGCAGAGACAAUACUCCGCUCGCGACAACGCUCUGACAGCAAUGACAGUGGGAACAGCAUAGGCAGCACCUUCAGAAUGGGGACAAGAACAAAGGAAAUCAGGCCACUCAAACCACAAGGUCAUGAAGUGAACACAGCUCGCUACAGCGGGCGUGCAUUGGCAGAAUGGUGCCAAGUUCGAAAUGAAUGUCGAAGCUUCUAUGGCAGACGUAAGCAAGAAGGCGUUCCACGAGACCACCUAGUGGAGACCCCGACGCUAGGCGUUGAGACAUUCCGGAUCGUGGGUUGA